Molecule: messenger RNA, 1899 nt
Organism: Alternaria arbusti
Lineage: Eukaryota; Fungi; Ascomycota; Dothideomycetes; Pleosporales; Pleosporaceae
Exons: 1
Coding region: 1-1899 (632 amino acids)
Source: RefSeq, a predicted model, not a curated record
AUGCCUCGUCCAACACCCCCGCCAUAUGUGGUCGCAAAGACACUGACCCAAUACUUCUUUGGCGAAACCACGCUCCCAUCGUUUCUUCAGCGAUACGGCGAUAUUUUACUGGCAAUCACAGGAGGCGCAGCUGCAGCAACGAGCAUAUUUUGGUAUUUCCAGCGUAACAAAUAUAACCGCAAAAGAAUCCGGCUAGCCGUCUUCCACGUUGUCCGCACACUGCAGAAGAUGCCGAAUCUAGAAGAACUUAUAAAGACACCAGAGGAGUUUUACGAGGAGAUUGACUAUGAGGUCAGUCGAAUGAUUGGUAUCCAUCUGACGCAAUCGGAGGGCGUGACUACUGCGAAGAGGGCCCAGCGUCAACUUGAGGCUGAAUACAAUGCGAAUGUGAGAGAUUUAGAGGAUGAGAGGAGAGUAAGAAGGAGAUUGGAUGAUGCUGCGGAUGGAGAGGAUGCGGAUUCCUCACGAGGUCGUGUCGUUGAAGAGGAGCAUAUUUCCGAACCCGACAUUGCGGGCGACGUACCGCAAACCACCGUACAGUCGCCAUCUUCUGCAGGUCAGCCCGAGGAAAGUCCCGUUAAUCAGGACAAAGUGCAACAAGUUGAUGAGCUGGAUAUGGGUAUGCUCGGUUACAAUCCGACAGCAUCGCAUCUAAGCCCAGGACGAGAGCGACCGCCGCUCACAUCGUCGGAUAUCGAUCUUGAUUUUGGCCUUCUAAGGUUACCGUCAUCGGCACAGAGUGGAAGGAGUCGCGGAAAUCCUUCUAGUCUAGGUUCCGUGGAUGAAUACUCAUCGUCACCGCCAGCACGGCCGUCAAAUCCGACUCCCCGUCGCGGUCGAAACGGUCCUUUCAGUAGCGACGAUACGCCUUCGCCACAACGCCUGGGCCCCAUAGACCUUUCUAGUGAAGAUAUUCCUUCUGGUGAAGAUGAAACGCCCAUUCUCCGUCCAUCUAAUCCUACACCUCGCCGUGCCCAAGGUUCUAUAGAUGUACAAGUCGACACGCCACGGCCGAAGACUGCACGCAGGAAUAGAGGUGAUAUGGAUGAAGAUAUUCAUGACCUUUACACUUCUCUUGCCUCUAGAGACGGCACCUCACCAGUGCAAGAAUCACCUCGACCGCGCAUCACCGGCAACGACAUUCGUGAGCGUCGCGAGAAGGCACGCGUUUCAGAUGCCCAGAAAAGAGCCGUAAAGCCGCGCAAUACCGUUUCGUUACGCCAGCCGCCCAGUGCGAUGGCUGCGACGACCCAAGGUGAAGUUCCAGGGCAACAUCUUUCCCCCAUACGAGAGGGCAUAUCUCCACAUGUGAGCCCUGCGGUAGACGCCAAACAAUAUCGCGUUGCGGAGACACGCAAGCUUAACAAACAGCUGGAGGGUGAGAGGGAGGAGCGCCGUCUGUUUAAGAAGCGUAUACCGCCGAUGGGCGAACAAGCGCGUGAGAAUGAAGAAAAGGAACUCGCCGAAGGAGUGGAGGCGGGAGGACAAGAAGCACCUCCUGAGCCCAGCCGAAGUGAGAUACCAUCCAGAUUCACAUCGAUCGACCUGGAAGUUGAAGAAGAUGAAGAUAGGGUGCACUUCGAAGACGCCACGAAAUAUUCCCCGUCAGCAGGACCUAUUGCAGCCGCCUCACCAGCUGUCCGCCACGACAACCCAUCACCGGCUGCUGCGGCGCAAUCCUCUUCGCUGAGAUCAAGGCCAUCACCUCAGGCAACGACCAAAGGCCAAUCGCGAAGGUCGGCGGCUCCAAGCCCACCCGAGAGCACUGAGAAGACGCCUACAAAGACACCUACAGCGAAGGCGCCGGCUAAGACACCUGCGAAGCAAAAGGCCCUACCGACAACCGGGACGCGGAAGAGCGCGAGGGUUGCCAAAAGAACGCAAGGUGAGAAGAAAUAA